AUGGACUUUCUCUUCAGUUAUCUCAGGGCUAUUGUUGCCUGCCCAAAACUUCCGUUCGCCGAAGCCGAUCUUGAUUUAGCUUACAUUUCCAGGAGGCUAAUCGUCUGCUCCGGUCCUACCACACACAUUAUUUCUGGUAUUUACCGUAUGCCGUUGCAGAAGUUGAUAGCUUUCUUGGACGCAAAGCAUAGCGGAAACUGGCACAUAUGGAACUUCCGCGCAGAGGAGCCCCAUUAUACCUCCGCCGAUGUUACUGGCCGGGUCUGCUAUUUCCCCUUUCCCGACCACGGUCCCCCUCCAUUUGAUCUCGUUGCUCAAGUGGUUUCCAGCAUUGACCUUUAUUUGAACUUGGAUCCUGCUAACGUUGCCGUGCUCCACUGCAAAGCUGGGAAAGGGCGAUCUGGGUUCAUGUGCUGUGCCUACACUAUAUAUAAAUAUGGCAUCUCUCACUUUCAAGCAAUAUCUACCUUCUCCUUCAAGCGAAUGCGAGUGGGGUAUGGUGACGGGGUGUCGAUAUUGUCCCAGAGAAGAUAUUUGCAGUACUGGGAGACCUAUCUACACCAAGCGGAUGCGUAUGUUCCUAUUCGGGGGAACAUUACGGAAAUCAGCCUUGUAAAACCUCAGUAUCCUGGAAUCACCUUUCAGAUCUACCAGCAUUCGUCUGGUGACACUCCAUUGAAAUUAUUGUACGAUUUUAACUGGACAGAGGGUGAAAAAUUUCAGGACAUCCUUCAAAACUCGAAGCGUAACUUGCUUGUGGCGCCUUCAUCCGUCUUUGGCGAUGGCCCCGUUGAGUUUCUGGGUACGCUCUUGUAUAGCAGCAUGGCAUCAUUUUGGUUUAACCCAUAUUUUGAAACCACAAUCUCCGAGCCGAACGCCACCAAAGUGUUUGCCAAGUGGGAAGAGACAGACGGCUUUAAAGGAACGCACCAGCGAGGCCUCAGACUCUUCGACGCGCUAGAGGUGACAUGGAAUACUGGCGCCGAAUUUUCCUAA
This is a messenger RNA of Babjeviella inositovora NRRL Y-12698, 996 nucleotides long. RefSeq names its product putative phosphatidylinositol-3,4,5-trisphosphate 3-phosphatase (gene TEP1). Gene Ontology annotation, biological process: cell motility; phosphatidylinositol dephosphorylation; negative regulation of cell population proliferation. The record is from RefSeq and is a predicted model, not a curated record. Gene Ontology annotation, molecular function: protein tyrosine phosphatase activity; phosphatidylinositol-3,4,5-trisphosphate 3-phosphatase activity. Gene Ontology annotation, cellular component: nucleus; plasma membrane; cell projection. Bases 1 to 996 code for a protein of 331 amino acids. The transcript has 2 exons. Lineage: Eukaryota; Fungi; Ascomycota; Pichiomycetes; Serinales.